Aspergillus steynii IBT 23096 is the source of this 1296-nucleotide messenger RNA. RefSeq names its product protein flbB (gene flbB). The transcript has 5 exons. NCBI's taxonomy places the organism in Eukaryota, Fungi, Ascomycota, Eurotiomycetes, Eurotiales, Aspergillaceae. The record is from RefSeq and is a predicted model, not a curated record. The coding region runs from base 1 to 1296 and encodes 431 amino acids. Gene Ontology annotation, molecular function: transcription cis-regulatory region binding; DNA-binding transcription activator activity, RNA polymerase II-specific. Gene Ontology annotation, cellular component: RNA polymerase II transcription regulator complex.
AUGGAAGCCAUGAAUGACGGGAUCAUGCCGGUGGAUCAAGGCACGAUCUAUCGGCAUAGUAUGCAACAGGAUUCGCCCGGCAAAACAUCCUCCGGGACAGAUUGGUUGAAGUUCUUUUCGGGAGGCGGCGGCGGCGGACAGAAGAAAGUCACUCGAGAUGGACAACCGGCGAAACGACGGGGACCGAAGCCAGACAGCCGGCCCGCCCUUACUAGACGACAAGAGCUGAAUCGUCAGGCUCAAAGGACGCAUCGCGAGCGGAAAGAACAGUACAUGCGAUCAUUAGAGACGGAGGUGUCGCGACUACGAGAGGCGUACACGCAGGAAAUCUCGGCGGCCAAUUUAACGGUCCACCAACAUCGAGAAAUGGUGCGAUCCUUGUCGGAGGAAAAUAACAUCCUGAAAGACAUCCUUGCCAGUCAAGGCAUCAACGUCGAAGCCGAGGUCGAACGGCACAAAGCCGAACGCACCACUCCGGCAUUCCAGCAACCAGCUCAGCAACAGUCGACGAGUCCCUUUGCCGGCAGCAGUGUCAGCUCGCAGCCGCCCAACGUUGCACAGCCUGGCAGUAACAUGUACACUUCCCCACCGGCCACGGUCACUCCUCCGACCACCGUUUCGGUUUCGUCGAGCGUUAGUCCCGCCAUGAACGGGGUAUCGCAUAUGGAUGUCUCCCCCGUCCAGGAACUUACGCCGCAGAAUCACUCCCAUCACAACGCGCCAUGCGACGCGCUGGCCACUUUGGACCGGAUAGCCCCGGCCAGUCGGCAACCGGCGCAUCCCAAUGGAGUUUUUGAAUCGGACCCUCAGUUGCAGGUUGACUUUAUCCUAACACUGGAAGGACCCUGUCGCGAACACACCGACUAUCUGUGUCGACGAUCCAUCACGGAGGCCGAUGACGAGGACAUGCCGUUCUCGGGACACGCGCUGAUGGCGACCUGCCCACCCCCCAGCUACAUCUCCAACACGACGAUCGAGCAAACCUAUCCCCACCAGACCUACGACUUACCACACGCCAAUCUUUCCACUCUGCUGAACCUCAGUCGACAGCUCGUCACCGAAGGGCAGAUCACACCAAUCAUGGCGCUGCAGUGCCUCAAAAGCCACGAGCUGUAUCGCAGCUUGACACGCGACGACAUCAAGAUCAUCAUCGAGACGCUGAACACGAAAGUACGAUGCUACGGGUUCGGGGCCGUGGUAGAGGACUUUGAACUCAAAGACUGCUUGAGUAGCGUGGUAGGCACCAAGGUAGACCUGGGGCUUUCACAGGUCACCGAUGAUAUGUUAUAUUCAUGA